UUUCGACUUCUUCAGCCGACGAUUCCCAAUAAGACAAUCUCCGACCGCCGCAACAUCACGACGGAUUCUUCACCGUGCGUAACUGUAAAAAAGAAAACUUAAAAUCAAUCGUUCACCUAAAUCCUGAUUCUUAAUAUCUCCAUGAUCUUAAUUGCACCAGAUCUACGAUUCGAUUUGAUUCGAUUCUUCUCCAUUGGGCACAAAAUGGUUUAUCACUCGAGCUUUGUGGAUGAAGAAGGGAUAACAAAGGCAUGUGGUUGUCCAUUGCUUCCUCUCAAGAGUCAUAUAAAAGGUCCUGCACCAAUUUCAGAACAAGAUAAAACUGAUAUCGUGGACGAGGCGAUCACCUUCUUUCGUGCUAAUGUCUUCUUCACAAACUUUGAUAUCAAAAGUCCUGCUGAUAAGCUUCUUAUUUACUUGACGUUUUACAUAAAUGUGGCGUUAAAGAGGCUCGAAGGCUGUAGAACGUUGGCUGUUGGAACUAAGGCCAUUAUCAACUUGGGUUUAGAAGAUAUUCCUGUUCCUGGAGAAACUGGCUUUCCUUUCCCAGGCCUCUUUUCGCUUCCUCAGUCCCUGGACGAAGCAGAUCUUUUCAGGAACUAUCUUAAGCAGGUUCGAGAGGAGACGAGUGGGAGGCUACUGAGUGUAGCUUAUAGAGCCAAUGGGACACCAAACAAAUGGUGGCUUGCAUUUGCCAAGCGGAAAUUCAUAAACGUUGUCGUCCUAUGAUAAAACACAUUAUCACUGCAUGAGAAUCACCGCCUUUAGCUUCCUCUACAUAGCUGUUAUCCCCUGGAACCAAGAAGACCAUCUGAGAGCAGAGAGCUUUCUCUUUAUCUCUCAAUAUAUAUACUAGAGUGUGCCAAUGUAUUGUUUCAUACACCUCUUGUUGGAAUAUAAAAUUUGUUGAUACAAGAUCAAAGUUAAAUAAAAAGAUUAUUUUAAUA
Molecule: messenger RNA, 947 nt
Organism: Arabidopsis lyrata subsp. lyrata
Lineage: Eukaryota; Viridiplantae; Streptophyta; Magnoliopsida; Brassicales; Brassicaceae
Product: actin-related protein 2/3 complex subunit 3
Exons: 6
Coding region: 142-729 (195 amino acids)
Biological process (GO): regulation of actin filament polymerization; Arp2/3 complex-mediated actin nucleation
Cellular component (GO): Arp2/3 protein complex; cytoskeleton
Molecular function (GO): actin filament binding
Source: RefSeq, a predicted model, not a curated record